Molecule: messenger RNA, 2826 nt
Organism: Geodia barretti
Lineage: Eukaryota; Metazoa; Porifera; Demospongiae; Tetractinellida; Geodiidae
Source: the annotation of a GenBank genome assembly
AUCGUCAUACGUCAUGGGAUCCACCGAUUGAGCAGGAGACUGUGCACAAACCGGCCUACAGCUCUUUCUUUGUACCUUCCCGGCUCCUCUUCCGCCCCAAACAGGUCUUUGGCAGUGGGACUGGUCAGGCCACUCCCUGGCACACGCUCUUCUAUUCCAGUCGCCGUGUGGAUUUCCAGUGUUACAUACGACGGACGGAGGGCGUCCUACUUGCGACACUAGCAUGAGCAGGUGGUCUUGAGAUCUGUCUUUGAGAAGAAUUCAGCAAGCAUGGCAGCUGGAGCUAGCGAGUACAGUUGUCCAAAUUUCGCUCAAAUGAAUCUCAGAGUGAUCAAGGCCAAGUUUGAAGGAUCGGGAAAGUUGUUCUUGUCACGAACCAGUCCAUUCUGCGAGGUGGUGAUUGACGGACAGAAAGAAGCGUCGCUGAGAACUGAGACACUGCGCAAGACUGCUACACCUCAGUGGGAUGACGAAUUCACUGUAUUGGUGACCCCCUCCUCAAAGCUCCAGUUUCUAGUCUACAGUCAGAGCAUGAUGAGAAACUCACUACUUGGUACUGCAAACCUGGAAGUCAAUGACAUCAUCCAUCAACACGGAGCCAGUGUGCAUAAUGUGACCAAGACAUUGUCACUGUAUAGAGACAAGGGCUCCCUGGCCGGAACCAUCUCUGUGGAAUUCAACGAUCUUUGUUUUGAGUUGACGGACGAAGAGAGGGCUGCAAUUGGAGGGAGUGCACUUCGUGACUCCAACACACCGACAAACGAGGCGGCAAAUCACACUCCGAACAAUGUGGGCGGGGCUAGUGUCGCAGCCGUGAGCGGAAUAACCAAUCAGAUGGAGGGACUGAGUGUCGUCGGGCGGUUGCCCGAGCAACAGAAUCCGAGCCCCGCCCCCCAAGUUGAGCGGGAGUCUGGGACGCAGGGGAGGAGCGAGGGGACGACGACGGCAGCGAUGGUUGGAGGAGGAGCGAGUCUGCUGGUCACUGGGUCUAGAGUCGAUGGCUCGUCAUCACUGGCACCCCCGUCAGCUACAACAGCUGCCCCUUCUCCCUCCUCUGUAAACGACUGCUCCCCAGCCCACUGUUCCAGCCACUGGCAAUUCCCGAGCUCCUCCCUCCACCUCUUCUGCCCCCUCCUCCUCUCCCUCUACCACCUCGCCUGCUCCUCCUACCUCCGCCCAGCCUCCUCCUCCUCCCGUCUCUCCCCACCCGGCUCUGCCCCAGACCACACCCACAUACAACCCCCAGCAACAGCAGUCUACUGCCUCUCAUCCUCCACAAAGGCCAGAGCAACCAGCUGCAUAUCAACCACCGGCACUUCCAGUUGGAUGGGAGGAGAGGGUAGAUCCACAUGGUCGUCGUUACUAUGUCGACCACAACAGUCGCAUGACGACGUGGGACAGACCGGAGCCCCUGCCUGCAGGUUGGGAGCGAAGACGGGACCAGAGAGGACGAGUGUACUACGUGGACCACAACACGCGGACCACGACGUGGCAGAAACCAACGAUGGAGAAUGUCCGUACCUUCCAGCAGUGGCAGCAACAAGAAUCCCGUACCUUGCAGGAGAGGAACCAGCAGAUGCAGCAGAGGUUCCUGUACCCAGGGCAGAAUCCUGCCCCGGCCGCCGAGACAACGGGGGACGAUGGUCUGGGACCACUUGGUGACGGUUGGGAGAAGCGAAUGCUGCCGAACCAGAGGGUGUACUUUGUGAACCAUAAGAGCAAGACGACGCAGUGGGAGGACCCGCGGCUGUCAAUGGCCGAGCAGCUGCCGCUCCCUCUUGGCUGGGAGAUGAGGUACACCGAGCAGGGAGUCAAGUACUUUGUCGACCACAACACACGGACAACAACCUUCCAAGAUCCCAGAAAGCCGGACGGGGCAGCCUCGGGACCAAAGGGACUCUACGGAGUGCCUCUCGCAUACGAGAGGGGAUUUCGCUGGAAAGUCGGCCAUUUCAGAAACCUCUGUGCUUCGAAUGCUCUCAGCCAACACAUCAAGAUCAGCGUGUCCAGAGAAACCAUUUUUGAAGACUCGUUCUCUCAAAUAAUGCGGUUCCAGUCUCAGGACCUGCGGAGAAGACUGUACAUAGUGUUCCGAGGAGAGGAGGGGCUGGACUACGGUGGCCCCGCCCGGGAGUGGUUCUUCCAGCUGUCCCACCAGAUGCUCAACCCCAUGUACUGCCUGUUUGAGUACGCCGGCGAGAACAACUACAUGUUGCAGAUAAACCCCGCCUCCUCUGUCAACCCUGAGCACCUCACCUACUUCAGAUUCGUGGGCCGUGUUAUAGCUAUGGCUCUCUACCACGGGAAGUUCAUUAGACAACAGUUUCAGCAUGCCGUUCUACAAGCAGAUGUUGGGGAAGAAGCUGACCAUACAGGACCUGGAGAGCAUCGAUCCCGAGUUCUACAACUCUCUAAUGUGGAUCAAAGAGAACAACAUUGAGGAAUGUGGACUGGAGAUGUUUUUCUCUGUGGACCAGGAGACGCUGGGAGUACUGUCCAAUCAUGAGCUCACCCCUGGAGGCGAGGACAAGGCCGUGACGGAGGAGAACAAGGAGGAAUACGUCGAGAUGAUGACUCAGUGGCGGUUCAAACGAGGGGUGGAGGAACAGACGAAGGCCUUCCUGGACGGUUUCAACGAAGUGGUCCCGCUCCACUGGCUACAGUUCUUUGACGAGAGAGAGCUGGAGCUGAUGCUGUGCGGCAUGCAGGAGCUCCACGUUGGGGAGUGGGAGAAACACACCGUCUACCGAAACUACACCAGGAACAGCAAGCAGAUUGUGUGGUUCUGGCAGGUUUGACUGGCCAGAGUGGCAGACUGAGAAGACU